Molecule: messenger RNA, 3817 nt
Organism: Sorghum bicolor (sorghum)
Lineage: Eukaryota; Viridiplantae; Streptophyta; Magnoliopsida; Poales; Poaceae
Exons: 4
Coding region: 315-3389 (1024 amino acids)
Source: RefSeq, a predicted model, not a curated record
CCCCAAGCAAAGAGCUUUUUCUUUCUGAAAGCUAUCUGUGUCCAAAGUUCUUACCUGAAGCUCACUUCACUUGCCAUGGAUUGAAGAGAGCUUGCUAGAAAACACAGAGGCCACAUACCCUGUUUCCACCACUUGAUCCCCUCACCACAUUGCAGAUAAUUUCUGAAUAUAUAUCCAGAAGCUAGCUGCCUGCCAGAGGUACCUAUACAUGUGUGUUCUACUGUAUUUGGGGCGAGAGUGCAGCCAUGUAAGAGAUAUCUGAAGCUUCUUCACCUAAUUUGCUGGUCCUUCCUAUAAAUACACAGAAAUUCGUUAUGCCUCGACAGGAAAUUUUUGUGCAUAGCGUCGGGCAGGCAGUAGAUAGAAUAAUUCCUUACUUGGAGAGCACUGCACACAAGGCCGUCUACUUUGAGGGAUGGAACGGACUGGCUGCUUCUGCGGUGCUGAGAGCAAUAGCAGACAGGCCUCCUCCAUCUCUGACUAAGAAAUUUGACAAGAUUAUCCACAUUGACUGCUCAAGAUGGAAGAGCCGAAGAGAUCUCCAGAGGGCAAUUGUAGAUGAACUUAAGCUCCCUGGAUAUGUAGUGGCUCAACUUGACAGGCAAGACGAGGAGGAUGAUUUCCUUGGGGUAGAGCAAGCCUCUAGAGCAGAGAUACGGGACGUCACAAGAGAGAUCUAUCAAACCCUGAGAGACGUUAGUCGUAUGCUGGUGAUUUUUCACAACGGAAGUGACAACAUGGUUGACAUGGCAGAUCUGGGUAUUCUUCAUUUUGACUGCCGAUUGCUAUGGACCUUUAGAGGAAGGUUUCGUCUGAACAAAGAAAUCCAGAAAAAGGUGGACAGUUCACAUCUUUUUGUUGACGCUUCACGUUCUUAUACCAACUACAAUGAAUUAAUAAAGGAAGAGGCUAGAGAAAUAACUUUGUACGCACAUAAAAAUGGCAUCACCCCUGACCCUGAUGUCGUUAGAGAUUGCUGCAUGUACCUCUUGUCAUUGAAUUACUAUGGUGGUAGUAUCAUGGAUUACAGCUGGGCAACCCAUGCUUCCAACUAUUGGGUUUGUGAUGGAAUUGUAGGAGACAAGGACAACCAAGCAGCAUGGGAUGUUGCUGGUAUUCUGCAUCAGGAAAUACGGCUAGAGGACUACUCAUCCAGUACACUGCCCGUGUUUGGUGAUGAAUUAAGUACUCCUCCAGGACGUUGGAUUCUGUUGUUAACCAGCUCUGAUAUGGAAGAGAAGGCAUACCCAGAGACGACAUCCCUUUUCCUAGCACCCCAAAGAGAAUCUGAUCAACCAUUGCCAUCAUUACCUAAUGACAUGUUCCAACAAGCAGACCAACUCCGUGUACUCAAGUUAUGCGGUUGCACAUUCAAAUUUUCAUCACCUCCUUUCCAUUGUUGUUACAACUUAAGAUUCCUUGGACUGGAUAGCUGCAUGGAUCAAGAAAAUCUGGCAGAGCCGGAGAAGGAAGGUGCAGUGGCGAUGGAAAUUUUUCAGAGGCUAUGGGUACUAGAUGUGUGCCAAACAGAUUGGGAAUUGGCUUUUCCUGAAGAAAUACAAGAGCAAGUGGCUACAGAUAUUAGAGAGGUUCAUGUAAGGAAGGGAAGGAUUUGGCGCAAAAGCCUUGCAUGGAGACAGCUACAGAACCUUCACAAGCUUCGAGUAAUCGAGCCUACCGGCUCAUGGGAGACCGGUAAAAAGGAUGAAUUUACAGAUAUGAUAAAGUUGGAACUCCUUCACCUAUCGGGAAACAAUUCUAUACAGGUUUUGCCAAGCUUGUGUGGAGCAACAGGAUUGAAGACUCUGGUCCUAGAUGGCUGUGUUGGGUUGGAUCAUAUUGGCCCUGAAGGAAUACCCCCAUCACUAGAGUCAUUCAGUUUAGAUGGAGGAGCAGGGAAGGAUGGCAAAAAUCCAGCUAAAUUAUCACGAAUCACCUUGGUGGAUUGUGCAAAACUGGUGGACUUCACACUGCUUGGAUCCUUGCCAAACCUUGAGGAGUUGGACCUCUCACGCACAACAGUAAAAACUGUAAACCUCAAAAUGGUGGUCCCAGUGAAAAAACUUGGACGAAUCUUCCUGAUGGGAUGUCAGCAACUACGUGCUAUUAUUUGGCCAGAAAAUGGAAUGAAACAACUAAGGUUACUACGAAUUGAUACUCGACAAGGGGUUGCUGUGCCUAGAGAAACUUCAUACCAUUCUAUUGUUUGCCACCAGAAAGAAGGGUAUCGUCAUGCACAUGUUUCUAUCACGGACAUAAGGUUCCUUCCGUCAUUGGUGCUAACAGAGUCUGAAGCAUUUUGCUGGAGCACAGCCCCAUUUAAGUUGGAUCUGUACCUGUCUUGUAGUAUCAAUGCUGAUGGAGAAAACUGUAACAGUAAGAAGAUGGACCGCCAUUUUUAUAGUACUGGACAAAUAGUUGAGUCUGCACCCAAGUCAUUCAUCCACAAGACAUACAGCACCUACAAUGACGUCAGCAUAAAUCAUAUAGUUACUGAAAAUGAUGAUGAUAGUGGUGUUCUGCAGUUUGAGCCACAAGGCAUCCAUGUUGAGAUGGGACAGGAACUGGUCGACAUCAAUGUGCUUGACUCCCGAGGUAUAAGGGCAAUAAUCUUUGUGAUGAAUAAAGUCCAGUCUUUCCACAUGUGCAACAAUUCUUCAAUUACCACUGUGAUCCCUGAACGCAUGUUGUCUAGUGGAGAAGACAAAAUUAGUUGGGAUGCUUUGAAGUGGUGCCAUGUGCAGAGCUGCCCCAAGUUGAAAACUGUCUUCACUACAAACUACAAUAUCUACUGCUUUAAGGAACUAGAGACCAUUUGGGUUGCUGAUCUCUUGAUGGCCAGCUCUAUCUGGAGCAGAGGAAGGAUAUACAUAGGAAGGGACACUGAUUCCUUUGCAAAACUCCGGGCUAUCCAUCUGUAUCGGUGCCCCAGGCUCAGAUUCGUCCUCCCAUUGUCAUGGUUCUAUACCUUGUCCAGCCUGGAGACUCUCCACAUAAUCGAAUGCAGUGAUCUCAGGCAGGUUUUCCCAGUGGAGGCAGAGUUCCUAAAUGAAAUAGCUACCAAGCAUCCAAAUGGCAUGCUGGAAUUCCCAAUGCUCAAGGACUUGUAUCUGUAUCAUCUCUCCAGCCUGAGACAGAUAUGCGAGGCAAAAAUAUUUGCUCCCAAGCUCGAGACAGUCCGUCUCAGGGGCUGCUGGGGCCUGAAGCGUCUCCCGGCCACCAAACACCGUCGGCACAAUGCUCUCCGUGUCGUCGUGGACUGCGAGAAGGACUGGUGGGACAGUCUGGAGUGGGAUGGGUUGGAUUUUGGCCACCACCCCUCCCUCUUCGCGCCGAGCCACUCAUCAUAUUACAAGAAGCAGAUGCUGAGAGGUGCAGUGCUUCGAUGAGUAGCCAACCUUGGGUGCUUACUGCUGAUCGCUUGCAUCAUCCAGAUUUGAUGAUGGGAUAAUCGAGGAGACGGCCUGCUUCUGUCUCCUCGUGUUUGUUGGCCAAGCUUGUGAAAGUGUGUUUUCUCCAUAUAAACAAUAAUAAGUUGGUGUGUCUGCAUGGUGCCACUGCAUCUACCAAUUCAAUCGGUGUGCUACUGUAUCCUUAUGUGUGCCUGAAAUAAGAGGGUCUGAUAUGGGGCUACUGUGUUGUGUGUCAGUGUGUUUAAGAGUCCCCUAAAACCUACUUUUUACCAUUUUCACGAGUGUGAAUUAUUAUUUUUAUUGUUCCUAAGAAUAUUGCGGACAAAAUUUGUGUACAACGAACCUGACUUGUUACCAUUUCCACGAGUGUAAAUUAUUUAUUUAUCCUGGUCCUCAUUCCUACA